Scaptodrosophila lebanonensis is the source of this 1159-nucleotide messenger RNA. RefSeq names its product cAMP-dependent protein kinase catalytic subunit 1-like. Gene Ontology annotation, cellular component: cAMP-dependent protein kinase complex; nucleus. Gene Ontology annotation, biological process: peptidyl-serine phosphorylation. The record is from RefSeq and is a predicted model, not a curated record. NCBI's taxonomy places the organism in Eukaryota, Metazoa, Arthropoda, Insecta, Diptera, Drosophilidae. Gene Ontology annotation, molecular function: ATP binding; cAMP-dependent protein kinase activity. Bases 19 to 1098 code for a protein of 359 amino acids. The transcript has a single exon.
UUCGGCUGUGCCCGCGUCAUGGGAACCUAUUCGAAACCAAAUAUUAAUACGAACCCAACUCAUUCCAAGGCAGAAACAGCCGAAUCGGUGAAAAAUUUUCUCGACUACUCCAAAGCGGAAUUCAUAAGAAAAUUGAAUCAGAAUGAGGUCUGUAACAUGUCAGUCGACGAUUUUGAGCUCUCAAAGACCCUGGGUGUGGGCACUUUCGGCAGAGUUCUAUUUGUGCAGCAGAAGCCCACGAAGACCUACUACGCCAUGAAGAUAAUCAGCAAGAAGAAGGUGGUUCGUUUGAGCCAGGUCGAGCACACGUUGAGCGAGAAACGCAACCUGCGGGCCGUGAGCUAUCCUUUCAUUGUCUCGCUCCUCUAUCACUUUAAGGACAACUCAAAUCUGUAUUUGGUGAUGGAGUUUGUGCCUGGUGGCGAACUAUUUACGUAUCUGAGUAAGGCUGGCCACCUAAGCGAGUCCCACGCGAACUUCUAUGCGGCUCAAAUCGCAAUGGCCUUCCAGUACUUACACUAUUUGGAUUUAAUAUAUCGCGAUCUGAAGCCGGAGAACAUACUAAUUGAUGCCCAGGGUUAUGUGAAAAUUUGCGAUUUCGGGCUUGUCAAGCAAAUCAAAGAUCGCACUUGGACGUUCUGCGGCACACCCGAAUAUUUGGCGCCCGAAAUCAUCUUGGCCAAGGGCUAUAACAAGUCCGUGGACUGGUGGGCCUUCGGUGUGCUUAUCUUUGAAAUGGUAGCUGGCCAUCCGCCCUUUCAAUCGAAUAACCCCAUGAAGAUCUAUGAGCAGAUUUUAACUUCCGAGGUUUAUUUUCCCUCACGCUUUAGCACCAACUUGAAAAAUCUGCUACGCAAGCUUUUGGAAAAAGAUAUGACCAAACGAUAUGGCAAUCUUAGUGGCGGCAUCAAUGACAUUAAGGACCAGGAAUGGUUCAGAAUGACAAACUGGAUAUCUAUUUUCAAAAAGAAAAUCCCUGCCCCAUUUAUACCUCAGAUCAAAGGUCCGAACGACACAAGCUAUUACGAAGACUAUGAGGAGUUGCCCUUGGAAAUGUCAACCACCAAUUAUUUCGUAAAGGAAUUCAAUGAUUUCUAAUUAUUCAGUGCGACAGAGUAUACAUAAAAAUUGAUCUCUUCCUGAUAUUUUUAAUCUUUUG